AAAGCUACUUGGCAUGAAUGCUUGGGCUGUACCAAGUGCCUCGGCUGGGAGAGGGGGGAGCCACAAGAAAAACACAUCCGACCAGAGCAGACAAUAGGCCCCUAAAGUAUUCCCCCCAAGUUGCUUUGAUGUUGUCCUGGUGUCCUGAUAUCAAGGGGGCCAAGGAUUGCAAGAGAAAAAAAAGAUCUUUGUGUGCCUCUUCAGUUGUCUCCACUGCUUCUGGAAAUGAGGAUCUAAGAACAGGCAAUGCCCCAGAAGCAGAUGUGAAGCCACUUAAUUCCUGUUACAUCGCAGUGUAGACUAGUGUGGAUGUGUAUCUCCUAAACUCAUACUGACCAACACAGAAGAACAAUAUUGCAAUAUGACAAGAUCAGAAUUUGAAAGUACACUGAAUAUCCUGUGUCACAGCAAAGCAUUAUGGGAGGUCUUUGCCUAGAACAGCUCUUUAAAGUCAAGUUUAACUUACACUAGUGACAUUUUUGGGGAGGAUAUCUGCAACAUAUUUUGGCUUUGGUGUAUUUGACCCACUCCAUUCCCUUUGACUGACAGCCUUUUAAAAAAUAAUUCAGGAGGAGAAGGAAACGCACAUGUGUACUGUACAGAUGCAGAGGUGACAAAGCAUGGGGUCCACGUGAGGUGUGACUACUAGAGAAUCUCCUACGGGAAGCAACCAAUCAGCAGGAUGCUUGUUUUAUUUGACCUGUUGACCUGAGACCCAUUGCUAUGUUUCGAAUGUUUUUUUGCAAGGUUGAGCAGAACCAGCACAUUCAAAGAUGUCUGCUGCUGUUUCGUGACCUCAGGGGACCUGCGUGUCCUAGACAUGCGGCAGGAACAGGCACCUAUAGGAAUGAUGUUGGAAGUGCAUGAAGAGACCACGCAGCUCAACAAGAGAGACAAAAUCAAGAAGGAGAAACUUGAACGGAAGGAAAGUGGAGAUAAAAGUUGUCCACAAAGACCAUUCAAAGGAAAUCAAAGGACUCCAAGCCCCCACACGCACUUACAGCACCUAUCUGCUUCCGUGGCUGGGACCUCGGGAUCUCUGUCAAUGCAUUCCAGUAACCCCAAAGCCAGGAACUCACCCACGGGAAAUUCUCAAAGCAGCCCCGUACCAAAACAGGAGGCUAUGGUACGCCCCUCCGCAGUGAUGUCCCCCUCUAGUACCCCUCAGAUGGACUCCAAACUGUGCAGUCAGGGAAAGCUUGGCAGCAGUGCUGGUCAGUCGCAACUUUCCCCCUGUGAUAUGAAGAGCGCAAGUGGAAACCACACUCCAAAACCAACACAAGGCCCUGUGGGAAACCUUGGCCUGAAGAAUGGACAGGCUCCUGGAGCUGGUAAUGGCGUUAAAGGGAAAAUGAAAAGGGAAAGGAGUGCGUCUAUUGAAUCAUUUGAGCAGAGGGAACUUGGGACAACCACAAAUGAGGCCGAAUUAAAAGUUCCAGAAAGUGGAGGACGGAGUAAACGGCUUUGUGUGGCCGAACGGCGGCAGCCCUACAGUGGUGCAGACUGGUGCUCUGGUGGUGAGACGGACGAUGAUGAGAACGACUAUUUGAACUGUAGUUCUCCGGGCAAUGUCAAAUCCCAGGAAUCCCAGCACACACCAAUCGCGUUGCUUCCCGGAAAUACGGGAAUGGCCAGAUCUUCCACUCCUUCCCACAAUUCUGUGGGUGGACCGGUAGUCAUGGCAGAGACUGCUGGUAGCCGAAAGAUCCCCCCAAAGGUUGUCUUUGUGUUUUCUACGGAGAUGGCCAACAGAGCUGCAGAAGCGGUGUUGAAGGGGCAGGCUGACUCCAUCGUUUCCUACCACAAGCAGAACAUCUCUAAUACCAAGUUAGAGAAAGAUAACCAGUCCACGGGAACACCAUCUCCAGCUGUUCAGAAUGAAUCCAAAAGUCUCCCGCAACAACCAUCUCAGCUACAAGAGCCAACCGAUGCACAAACACAGUCUCGUUCAUUGCACUCACAAAGUAGUAAGCCCUCCACGGGGACACACGUGACAAUUGGGCAAGAGAGUUCUGACUUGGACAGUAAUGCAUUGCCUACUAAUAGCCCUCAGGCUGCUGCCCCAAAUGCUUCUGAAGGUACUGGUCAGUGUUCAACACCCAGCAAUCGAUCGUCCACACCUGGCUCCCAGGGAGCUUUUCCUCCUACUAGUAACAGUAGUACUGCUUCAGUAGUGGACCCUAAGGAUGAUCCAAAAGGUUCUUCUUUGCAGAUCCCUGGUGGUGAUGCAUCAAAUAUAGAGGACAACCCAGAGGGUCUAUCCCAGGAACAGCUGGAGCACAGAGAACGGUCCUUGCAGACACUACGUGAUAUUCACAGGAUGCUUUUUCCAGAUGAGAAAGACUUUUCUUUAAAAGAAGCAGCGGGGCUAGCAGGUGGACCACAAGAAAACUCUGGUAUGACAGAAGGACCUCCUAAAAAGCCUGAUGGUCCUUUACAGGCUAUGAUGGUGCAGUCACAAAACAUUGGCAAAGCAGCUUCACAAAGAAUGGAUGGUCCACACUUCGGACAGCCUGGCCACAGAGAGAUGCCUUUUACACCUGAUGAAAUGAUACCGCAGGUGAUGAAUUCCCAAGGAGGGCAUGAUCAUAUGGACCAUAUGACACCUGAACAGAUUGCAUGGUUAAAACUUUCACAAGAAUUUUAUGAAGCAAAGAGGAGGAAACAGGAGCAACAUAGGUCAGUUCAGGAUAUGAUGAUGCACCAACAUGGACCUCGAGGAAUGAUUAGAGGGCCACCACCCCCUUAUCAGAUUAACCCUGGGGAAGAAUGGGGGCCUGGUGGUCCAGAACCUUUUGGAGAAGGCAUGACUAUACCAAAUUCUAUGCAUCCAAGAGGUAUGGCCCCACACCCAAAUGUAGCUGGAAAUCAGGUUCAAAGGAUGUCUGGUUUUCCAAGGUUGAUGAGUCCAGAAAUAGAUGGUCCUGGCGUACCAAAUCCUUUGCAGAGGUCUGGUCUUUCUGGAGUCAGUUGGCCAGAGGACAUACCAAAAAUGUCAGAUGGAAGAAACUUUCCACCAGGUCAAGCAGAAUUUAGUGGACCAGGACGAGGAGAAAGAUUUCCAAACCCUCAAAGCAUGUCUGAAGAGAUGUUCAUGCAGCAACUUGCAGAAAAACAGGUUGGAAUGCCUGUUGGCAUAGUCAUGGAUGGUGGGAGACCUGGUAUUGAAAUAAACAGGAUGGUCUCUGCUCAGAAGCACAUGGAACCAAGGAAUGGUAAUAUGUUUCCACGGCUACCAGGAGAAGGACCUAUGAGUCCUUCAAGACUAGAAUUUAGCAAAGGAAUUCCACCCCAAAUGGCACCUGGAAGGGAAGUAGAGUUUGGGAUGGGUCCAGGUAAUAUGAACAUGAAUAUGAAAGUAGACAUGAGUUUAAAUGUCAACAUGAACUCUAGUCCUCAGGUUAUGGCACAGAAGAUCAGAGAUGCAGGAGUGAGGCCCCAGGGUAUGAUCCCUGAUGAUAUUUUGAAAAUGAGGAACACUAACCCAGAGUUAAUACUUGCCCAGCAAAAGAUGAUGCCCAAUCAGUGUGCAGACCAUGCUCAGCAAGAUUUCCUUAUGGGACCUAGACAUUUUCCUAAUAUGCCUCAGGGUCCUGGAGGGGGAAUGCGAAAUCCUAGAGAUCAGUUUGGGCCUGAACACAGGACUACUGCUGGAGCAAACAGGCUCAGUCAUAUGCCAUCACUACCUCUAAAUCCUUCCCAGGCUAGUCAAGCAAACCCUUCAUCGUCACAACGCAACAUGGGCCGUAAAUCUGUUGAUAUAACUACUUCAUCUAGUCAAGUGAACUCGCCAGGUGUGAACCCAUUGAAGUCUCCAACACUGAAACAGGUUCAGUCACCGAUGCUUGGUUCUCCUUCAGCCAAUCUGAAGUCUCCACAGACUCCAUCCCAGCUUGCUGGCAUAUUAACUGGACAGGCUGCGGCCGCUGCUGCAUCCAUUAAAUCUCCUCCUGUUUUAGGGUCUGCUACAGCUUCUCCUGUCCACCUUAAGUCACCUUCUCUCCCAGCACCAUCACCUGGAUGGACUUCUUCUCCUAAGCCUCAUCUUCAGAGUCCUGGGAUUCCACAGAACAAGCAAUCACUUAAUAUGGCUUCCCCUGGAAUGAUGGGGACCAUGGAGUCGGGUGCCCCGCCAGCUUCAACGGUAGCUUCAAAUCUUCCAGGAGCUCUUUCAUCAGGGAGUCCCUACACCUUGCCUCCUGAGCCCACCCUUUCACAAAACCCCCUUUCAAUAAUGAUGUCUCGGAUGUCCAAGUUUGCAAUGCCAAGCUCCACACCAUUGUACCAUGAUGCAAUCAAGACUGUUGCUAGUUCUGAUGAUGACUCCCCUCCAGCCCGUUCACCAAAUGUCCCCCCUGUUUGCAGCAUACCAGGUGUAGCUGGUAGCAUGCAAAAUCAUCCUCGAAUGCCGGCUCCGAAUUCUGGAGGUCAGAUGGCGGCUCUUAGCCCACUGGGCAUGACACAACCUCUUUCUCACAACCUUCCUAACCAGAUGCCCUCUCCAACCCCCAUGGGACCAGGCAUGAUGUCACACAGUCAAAUGAUGCCACAUGGCCCUCAGGAUCCUUCUAUGAACAAUCCUCAGAUGAUACCUCAAGGACGGAUGGGAUUUGCCCCAGGUCAGCAGAAUUUUCCCCCAGUGCAUUCUCCUUCACAGCAGAUUCCCUUUUCUCACAGCAGUCCAAGUGGUGGACAGGGCAGCUUUCCACAAACCAUUGGUUUCCCUGGUGAAGGUGUACCUCUUGGGCGUUCAAACAAUAUACCACAACCUUCUGCAGACCCUGUCCUUUGUAAGCCUAGUCUUCAGAGCGGCCCAGACUCUUUUAGCAGUAUGGGGAGCAACAUGCCUUCAGUUUUUGCAGAUCCAGAUCUUCAGGAGGUUAUCCGACCAGGUGUUUCUGGGAUACCAGAAUUUGAUUUGUCCCGCAUCAUCCCAUCAGAGAAGCCCAGCCAAACAUUACAAUAUUUUCCACGUAGUGAUCCUUCUGGUCGCAAGCAGUUUCAAGGCCCUGGACCAGGUUUCCCUCACAUGCAAGGGAUGAUGGUAGAACAGAAUUCAAGAAUGGGGCUUCCGAUUCCCAGUAUGGGAGGGCCAGGUCCCAUGGGUGCACAAGAUAUGCCCAUGGGCAACCCUGGCUCAUUAGCAGGCCACAAUGCUAUAAGGGCACCUGCUUUUCUGCAACAAGGAAUGAUUGGACCUCAGCACAGAAUGAUGUCACCAGGACAAGGUGGUCUACAUGGGCAGCCUACUAUGAUGAACAAUCCAGUGGCGGCAGCAGCCAUGAUGCAAGUCAAGGAACGGGGCCCAGUUGGCAUGUACAGCCACCCUGGCCCUGUCGGAUCACCAAACAUGAUGAUGUCAUUACAGGGUAUGGUGGGUCCGCAGCAAAGUAUGAUAAUACCCCCUCAAAUGAGAGCAAGAGGAAUGUCUGCUGAUCUGACUAUGGGGGGGUUUAGCCAGGGGCCUGGCAACCCAGGGAAUCUAAUGUUGUAAGCUGCUAAAACUUUGUGUGCAUAGACUUGAGUUGCACAGCUGCAUCUUCGGGCCCUUGGGUAGACUUCAGAUGCAGUAUGAAAACACUGCUUACAUCCAAGGGGUACAGAAAACACAAAGCAGGAAAACUUCAGAAUGUAUGCGAUGUAUCUACAGAGAACUCCACUUUGUUUUAUCAACAGCAUUUUUUGUUUUUUGGGGAGGAGGAUUGAUUUGGUGACUUUCUUUAAGGGGUGUGGACUUCUGGGUUGCCAAACUUGGCUCCCACACUGGAAAUUUGCAGCUGUAUUUUUUGAGGAUUGCAUUUGUCCUGAGUUGUUCUAUUCUCUUUUUCUCUGUGUUUACAUUGUUUUGGAUUCGCUGCUCCAAGAUAAAAAAAAGUACACACCCACACAUACACACAAACCUCUCCAUAUACCGGUUUAUAUACUGUUUAGACUAAAAAAGGGAUACAAGAAGAAAUCUUAAUACAAGAUGUGGCAGCAGGCCUUGAUAUAACAUUCAGGGCCAGUCAGCACUGUGUGCAUUGGGUAAGUGCAACACUACAAAUGUGCAGCUUUUCAUUUUGAACUCCAGUGUAUAAUAAACCAAACCACAACCUCAUGCCAGAAAAAGUAUUACAAAUAUAAAGCACAAAAUGAACUAUUUCAAUAUUCAUUGUUUGGGGGGGUGGUCUAGUUCUCUGAGAACACUACCGGGCAAACUUUUAAACAUGGAGAACACUGAGCAGGCUUUGUUUGUCCUUUGGUACCUGUUGUACCUUUGUGAAUUAACUGGGGAGGCUGGAGGCCAGGGCUGUGGGAGGUGGGGGGGUUUGAAAAGUACACCUUAUGGAAGAUUCUAGUGACCACUUUGACAAUGUGGUGGGCAGAUAUUCAGCGCGGACACCAAGGCCACACAGUAGACACUAUUUGCUGUGUUCUAACCCAUCCUUUUAUGAGGAAUUCCAUUUGACUUUACGUGGGAAUGACAGCAAAUGUCAUUAUUUUCCUGGACUUUUUGUUCUUUUGUGUUUUUUUUUUUGUUUUUUGUUUUUUUGUUUUGUUUUGUUUUUGUUUUUUCCCCCUCCCCUGUGUAAACUGUUGUGUGUAACCUCAUUAAAUUUGGUACACAACCACUCCCCUGGGCUGUGGUGUUGAACAAAUAAAAUAUAUUGUUUCUUA
Molecule: messenger RNA, 6657 nt
Organism: Protopterus annectens (West African lungfish)
Lineage: Eukaryota; Metazoa; Chordata; Ceratodontiformes; Protopteridae
Gene: BCL9
Product: BCL9 transcription coactivator
Exons: 12
Coding region: 821-5494 (1557 amino acids)
Biological process (GO): canonical Wnt signaling pathway; positive regulation of transcription by RNA polymerase II
Cellular component (GO): beta-catenin-TCF complex
Molecular function (GO): transcription coactivator activity; beta-catenin binding
Source: RefSeq, a predicted model, not a curated record